Anolis sagrei ordinatus is the source of this 1311-nucleotide messenger RNA. RefSeq names its product chymotrypsin-like elastase family member 1. The record is from RefSeq and is a predicted model, not a curated record. NCBI's taxonomy places the organism in Eukaryota, Metazoa, Chordata, Lepidosauria, Squamata, Anolidae. Gene Ontology annotation, biological process: proteolysis. Gene Ontology annotation, molecular function: serine-type endopeptidase activity.
AAGGACUUCUGGAAUGUGUGGUCCAAAAUAAGUUUAUUUUGUCCCCUGAACUCUUCAUGCAACCAAGUCUUGCUGCAGCUGUUAUCGAUAUUUUGGGGGCAUUUCAGUGCAAAGUUGCUGAUUGGAACAGCCCUUCUACAGCUAGUCCUAAAAAGGGGUGAUAAUCACAGGGAGAAGCAUCCAGGCCUUGUUGUUUUGAUCCUGUGUGCUUUGUUUAUUAACAGUAAAAGCAACAACAAGCAAUAGGGGCUGCGGUUCCCCCCUCUGACUCAAUUCAGCGAGGAGAUUCACAAUGCCCUGUGCAGACUCAUUUUCCUUCCGGCAUUCACUGGAUCAAGUCAUUUUCUUCCCCACUGGGAGGGCAAUGGUUUUAGACAAUGUUAUUCUUCUGUUCCUGGUGCUCCUUCUGACAAAGGUUUCAGUGCCUCGCACAAUAUUUCAUCCCAGACAUCUGGACUUAGACUGGCCCCAAAACUGUGGUGUUGCAUACUUCCAACCAAACAUAUAUGCAAAGGUUGUUGCAGGCAAUGAAGCGAGGCCUCAUUCUUGGCCCUGGCAAGUUUCUUUACAGGUUCGCUCUAGACCAAGUGAUAAAUUUGUUCAUGUGUGUGGUGGCACUCUCAUCCACAAACGCUGGGUUCUCACGGCUGCUCACUGCUUCCAGAAAGGUUCAGCAGAAGAUCUCACAAACUGGCGAAUUGUUCUGGGCAAGCAUAAUCUGAACUACCUUGAAUCCACGCAGCGCAGCUACCGCGUGAAGCGCAUUUAUCGGCACGAACAGUUCCAGUACCCUCUGCUAAACGAUCUGGAGUACGACAUUGCUUUGGUCAAGUCUGUGGGAGACAUUACGGCCAACAGGUUUAUCAAUUAUGCAUGCCUGCCACAGAGAGACAGCUUUCUCCAGCCUGGACACUCCUGCUGGGUGACCGGCUGGGGGGGCACAAGAGGUGGGAAAGAAAACUUCUCUCUGUCUGAGGUUUUGAACCAAGCCAACUUACCCAUUAUUGAUUUCAACACGUGCAAUCUCAAGAAAUUCUGGGGGGCCAAAAUCCAGUCUUCGAUGAUCUGUGCUGGAGUAAUAGACACUACGAAGUCUCCAGCAGCCUGCCAGGGAGACUCCGGCGGCCCCCUUCUUUGCCAGACUGAGAGAGAUGCAUGGGAAGUUCACGGGAUUGUUAGUUUUGGACCAGUUGGAUGCCAAGUGCAGAACAAGCCCACUGUCUUCACCAGGACUUCCGCCUACAUUUCCUGGAUUGAAGCCGUCAGGGUGCAGGACUUUUUUUUGUAAAGAUAGGAGGCCAGGAAAUCCUA